AUGGAUUCAUAUAUGCUGAAAAGCUUAAAAGCUGCUGCUGAAGCUCAGGGUAAGCCAGAAUGGGGAAGCACAGGCCCUACCGAUGCUGGCAACUAUAACAACUGGCCAGAAGACACACAAUUUUUCCGCAAAGAAGGUGGAGGCUGGGAUGGUCCAUAUGGUGAGUUUUUCCUCACAUGGUACUCUCAGAUGCUGCUGGACCAUGGUGAUAGGAUUCUAACAUCAGCCAAGUCAAUCUUUGACAACACUGGAGUUAAGAUCUCAGUGAAAAUUGCUGGCAUUCACUGGCACUACGGUUCAAGGUCUCAUGCUCCAGAACUCACAGCAGGGUAUUACAACACCCGUUUCCGUGAUGGCUACCUCCCCAUUGCUCAGAUGUUGGCACGCCAUGGUGCCAUUUUCAACUUCACCUGUAUCGAGAUGCGCGAUCACGAGCAGCCACAGAAUGCCCUCUGUGCUCCUGAGAAGCUGGUGAAGCAAGUGGCUCUGGCAACACAGAAGGCUCAGGUGGCACUUGCUGGGGAAAAUGCACUGCCACGCUAUGAUGAAUACGCUCACGAACAGAUCAUAAGGGCAUCAGAGUUGAAUGUGGACGGUGAGUCUGGUGACAGAGAGAUGUGUGCAUUCACAUACCUGAGGAUGAACCCUCAUCUGUUUGAAGCAGAUAACUGGAGGAAGUUUGUGGCGUUUGUGAAGAAGAUGAAAGAAGGGAAAAGAGCAAAGAAAUGUUGGGAAGAGAUGGAAAGGGAGGCAGAGCAUUUUGUGCAUAUUACACAGCCUCUUGUGCAAGAGGCUGCAGUGCUCAUGCACUGA
This is a messenger RNA of Vigna umbellata (rice bean), 813 nucleotides long. Lineage: Eukaryota; Viridiplantae; Streptophyta; Magnoliopsida; Fabales; Fabaceae. The record is from RefSeq and is a predicted model, not a curated record.